AUGACAAAGGAGUCACUUACCGGAAGUACCAUGGUUCCGUACAAAUUCUAUAUCGGUAAAAAAGGAUGUUGUUCAAUGAUAUUGUUUACUAUUGUGAUAUUAACAUUUGUAUUGUAUGUGACGUAUUUCCAGCGACCACCAACAGACGAAUUACUGCGCAUGAAUAGUAAAAUUUUUCAAAGUCAAGAAUCUGAUUCUAUAGACUAUUUAUCAAAAAUAAAAAAGUUUAAAUCGUCUAAAAGAAAAUCGGAUAAUAAUUCAGAACUGAAAGAUUCAGAUGGGAUUAAAUCUGUACGAACUGCUGAGGAGAGCAAGGGACAGGAGUCGAGUGAAUCAGGACGAAGUGAUCUUUCCAAACAACAGUCUCGAGGCCGCGACACCUGGCAGACCUUUCUUAAAGCCAAUAAUUAUGUGUCUAUUGGAGAGAUAUACAAUUCGUGUGAAAAGUCUAAGCGGUUGCUGAUUGGUCAUGUUUUGUUAUUACCAGAUCCUAAAUAUGGCGGGGUCAUGGCCAGAACACACAUGAACUUUUCUACAGAAUACAAUGUAACUGGUGGAGAAUUCUAUAUUGAUGUGAAAUAUAAUGAUAAAGAUUUAUACGAUAACCAUUGGGAAUUGUGUGAACUCGCUCAAGAUGACGAAGAUGAAGAAGAUCAAAGACUAGUUGCUUGUCCUUUAGCAAAGGGACCCCACAGCUUUGUUCAAGAUAGGAAUAUCCCGUAUUACCUACCCAAGGGAAAGUAUGAAACAAAUGUUUGGAUCACAGACCAAACAGAGGAAGUGUUUCUAUGUGGACGAUGUGUUUUUGUUUUAUAG
This is a messenger RNA of Lottia gigantea (owl limpet), 816 nucleotides long. RefSeq lists its product as hypothetical. The coding region runs from base 1 to 816 and encodes 271 amino acids. The transcript is spliced from 4 exons. The record is from RefSeq and is a predicted model, not a curated record. Lineage: Eukaryota; Metazoa; Mollusca; Gastropoda; Lottiidae.